AUGACUACCCCUCUUAUCCUGUUACCUGGUGACGAAGUGCCAAAUGAUCAUCUGCCAACCAUCAAAUCUCAUGCCAAGGCUACGCCUCUAAAAAUUGGCCAGGGUCUCCGCCUGGUGUCACAACCUUCCACAAAUAGUACACCACAGAACCGUGUUCUCAAGGCAACACAGGCCGCCGCCGCUAUACCCCCCACCGUGAACGACCUGGUCCUCGCGCAAGUCCACCACUCCAGCGCUGACUACUUCCACUGUGUUCUUACGCCGCAUACCCCACAUGCAUUUCUACCUCAAUUGUCAUUCGAAGGAGCAAGCAAGAAGACAAGGCCGAAUUUGAAACAAGGCGAUCUGGUCUACGCACGAGUUCUCUCCACAGGUGUCGGCGCGAGCGCGGAGGUUGAACUUACAUGUGUUAACCCGGCGACUGGUAAAGCGGAACCAGGAGGUUUAGGCCCUGUUAGUGGUGGAACGGUCUUCGAUGUUUCGACAGGUAUGGCGGCCAGGCUACUUUUGGCUACCUCCUCGCGCGCCGUUGAUAAUGAUGAUGGAAUUGCUGGACUUGUCAUUAUCUCCGAGCUGGGAAAAAAGCUAGCGAAUGUUGGAGGGUUUGAGCUGGCAGUUGGGCGCAAUGGGCGGGUUUGGGUUAAUUGUCCAGAUGCUGAGGAACACGCCGUCCCAGCUAUUUUGGCCAUUGGGCGGUGCAUGCAAUUGACCGAUGAGCACAAUUUGGACCUAGCAGAUCAGAAGAAGUUAGUCACUAGAACUUUACGUGAACUGAAGCUGGCGUCGUGA
Penicillium malachiteum is the source of this 789-nucleotide messenger RNA. RefSeq names its product exosome non-catalytic core subunit RRP40. Gene Ontology annotation, molecular function: RNA binding. Gene Ontology annotation, cellular component: nuclear exosome (RNase complex); cytoplasmic exosome (RNase complex). Lineage: Eukaryota; Fungi; Ascomycota; Eurotiomycetes; Eurotiales; Aspergillaceae. Gene Ontology annotation, biological process: exonucleolytic trimming to generate mature 3'-end of 5.8S rRNA from tricistronic rRNA transcript (SSU-rRNA, 5.8S rRNA, LSU-rRNA); poly(A)-dependent snoRNA 3'-end processing; CUT catabolic process. The transcript has 2 exons. The coding region runs from base 1 to 789 and encodes 262 amino acids. The record is from RefSeq and is a predicted model, not a curated record.